AUGGCCAAUCCCAGCGCCCCAGCAGGGCAGUCGGGGAACCCAUUGUGGCAAGAAUGGUUAAAGAAGUGGUUAGAGAAAAAUAAGGAGAACGUGGGGAAGGGCACUAUUACAGAUGCAUUAUGGAAGGAUCUCGAGCCAACGUAUGAUGCCUUCGUGAAAGAAGUAAAGGAGGCCCAACAGUCUUUUGAAAUGGAUAAACUCUGUGAGAGUACGGGGCACUUGACUAAUGGUGCAGUGUAUGUGGAUGGCGUGAAGACACUAUGUCAAGGCAUACUUAAAAUACGAUAUUUCAUGAGUGGAGUAAAAACAGAGAGGUGGGGGCUGCUAAGGGGAGUGAGGACGGAUCAUCCAGCAAAGAUUGAGAAGCAUAUGUCGGCGGACGAAAUUUUUAAACGAUGUAUCGUCGGCAUGGUCGGCCUCUGGGAUAUUUAUGGGGAACACUGUAAAUUGGGGGACGUCAUACAGAAGGUCCGUGAAGAUGUGGACACGAAGUUAAGUGUGCACUUGACUUCACGGCAUUUAGAAAACUUGAAUAUGUGUAAAAGCAUUACUGCUGAGGGUUUAACUCUUGGUAGAACAGUUCUUGGGGAUAGAAUUAAAAAUUGGGUUAAGGAAGAUAAGGGGAGGGCAGAGAGGAAGAAGGGGGAUAUAUAUAGCAGGUGGGUGGGUGGAGCAAUGUAUGUUGGUGAGGGAAUGUGUCCUGGGGGGGAGGACGAAAAGAAGAAAGCAAGGAAAGACAAUAUGGAAGUUAUGGCAAAAUUUCUCAGUCUAUCAGGCGCUAACGCGCACGGGGGGAACAAUAGUCAACCGAGUGUGUUGGAUGUCCUAAUGAACGACAACAUUAGAAUACCAGACAUCACAUUAGAAAAUGCACUUCUAGGAGUAGUGAAGAAGGAUAGUACUGCUGGUGGUGUUACAGUGGACACUGAAGAACUAACCAAGGCAAUAACGAAAUUACAGACCGCAUCCGAAAAAGCACUAAAGGGUGGUCAAUGUAAGGACAUAGAUGGUUUAUGUGAUCGCGCACAGUGUGCAAUGAAGCAAUGGUUCCCAGACAGGGGGAAAAAGGAGGAGCAGCAAGCUGACAGGAAGGAAAUGUGGAACGAAGUCAAAACGGAAGUUACCAGCCUUUACAAUGCCCUGCCUGACAAUGGGGGAAGCGACGGCGAUGCAGACGAUCUGUGCAAGGGCAUCAUAUGCCCCAAUGAAAAUGCAAAUUGUGUAAGCAAAACAACAUGCAACAUUAUGAUUAAAGCAUUAAAGGAGGUAUAUAAAGUUGGGGAUGAUGACACAGCUUCGGGGCCACGCAAAUUGAAUGAUCGAAUAUUUAAGUCUACCAUGCGUUGUGUAAUACUCAAUGCAUUCGCAGAGAAAUUAAAACAACAUGCUCAGGGGGGUGGUUAUGCCUGUGCCGUCGAAGACGGCAUAAUUAAAGCAUUUGCUGCAGCGCAGGAGAAUAAGAAAUAUGAGAAAUGGUGUGAGGAGAAAGUUAAGGGGGAUGGUUCCUGUCAGCCAUGUGGAAAGGAGCAUCAGGUGUGCACGGGUUCUAAAAUUAGGAAUGAACUUCUGUUGGAUAGCGUAAAGGAGGAGUUAAACAAGGACUCCAACACCAAAGUGAAAUCCACAUUCGAAGAAAUAAAUAAGAAAGCCACUUUAUGUGAUCGUCUACACUGUGCUAUAAACCACUGGAAGACAGCAAAAGGAACACCACAAACACAGAUCAACGACGAAGAAUUUUGGACAGGGAAUGAUAGCCCCGUGAAGACACUGUGGGAUGAAUUAGCAGAGAAAAUGAAGGCAACUAAUGGAACAGGGAAUGGAGAAUGUGGUUCAUUUGAAACUGAAGCUGAGAAGUGGGCAUGCAAGUAUUUGCAUGCCGGCUUUGAAGAACUGUAUAAGAAGCCGGAGGCGUCGGCGGCGGCGACGACGCCGACGGCGUCGUCGUCUGUUUUAGACAACCCAUCGUUUAGACAAACGAUGGGUUGUUUCUUACUUCACUCUUAUGCAAAACACAUGAAAGAAAAAGCUGUUUGUGACAUAGAGGAAGGAAUAAAGAAAGCAUUCGCAACUGCUGGGAAGGGUAUUGGUACUGCCUGCACUGGUGGUAAUGGACAAUGUAUUCCAUGCAAAUGGGAACAGGAAAAAUAUGAAAGUUGCGAAAUUAGCACAAAUGGACAAAGCGGCACCAAUGACAAGGUUGAGGACAAAUUGAAUACCAUCAUCAAUAAGGACACUGACCAAGCACUGAAGGAAGGGACGGAAGCUGUAAAUAAACUGAACUUAUGUCAACGCUUUGAAUGUGUAUCUAAUAGAUGGAUCAAACAGAAUAAUGGGAGUCGCAGUUGGAAGGAUGUAUGGGAACAAGUCAAAACUGAACUCACCCAACUGGUCGCGGCCACAUCUGAAGAUAAGAGAAAAGUUCUAGUGAAUUACUGCGACCUCGGGAAUCAUACGGACGGAAGGCCGAGAGAUAAGGAGGCUUGCCUCCUUAUAGCAGCAGGAUUAAAAAACCUCUACAAUAUCACGAACGGCACCGGCACCGACGGUGCCGUUGAGGCAUCGUUUCAAAGAACGAUGCAUUGUGUUUUAUUAAAUGCCAUAGCAGAUAAAAUGGAAAGCAAGGAACUUACAUGUAAAGAGGAAAGGAGUGUGACGGAAGGAAUAAAUAAGGCAUUUGGCAAUAGUGGACAAAUUAAGGGGGACAAUAAGUGCAAUGAUGAUAAAUGUUUCACAUGUGAGAGGUAUACACAGUUGUCAAGUUGCAAUGUGAACAGUAACAAUGACCAAGUAAAGGCGAAGGUAGAUGAUUUCCUCGAAAAAGAUACUACGCUCCAGAAGGAUGCUCUAAUUACAACCAUAUGUAAACCGUGUGAUCAGGUGAAAUUAUGUGAACGCUUAGAUUGCAUUAGUAAGAAGUAUGGACAGAUCAGGGGCAGAGCGAAUGGGGAACGUUGGGAUACGAUAAUUAAGGGCUACGAUUGGCUCUUCAAUGGAUUCGUGGGUCAUAUGGGGAAAAUGAUGAAUAAUGAUGAAGUUACUACUCACUGCGAAAAGGACAAAGACAGUAAAAAGUGGGGGACAGACGCCCAUGGCGAAGCCAAUAAAAAGGCAUGUUUGCUUACUGCUGCAGGAUUACAUCGCAUUUCCAGUAUUCUGGAAACCUACAGUUUAGGGAACAAUGGCACAGUAAAAAAUGAAAACCCCUUCGACCACCAGGAUACUAAACAAUUCGUCUCCUGCUUAAUGUUAAACGCUCUUAUAAGAAAAAUGAAAAAAGAGAGCCCUAUUUGUGACAUAGACGAAGGAAUAAAGAAAGCUUUCGACUCUGCAGAACAAAUUAAAAACCAGCAUUGCAUAAAUGGUAAACCUUGCUUUGUUUGCAAAUUGGACGUCUAUGACAAAAUUAAGGAUUGCCCCAAUGGUAAUGGCAAUGACAAAGUGAAAGAGAAAAUGGAUUCAUUGCUCACAGACAAAGCUGCCGAAGUCAAUAAAACCCUCAAGGACAUAACUGAUACCGACGGAAAUAAAGGUCCCUUGUGUAAGCGUCUCCAAUGUUUAUCAUCAAAGGUACAAGCACUCACUACGUCUACGGAACCACUCAAGAGCAGUGCGAACGACUUUUGGAAGAAAGGUGGCGAAGUUGAGAAGCUGUGGACAGAAUUGUCCACAGCAAUGAAGACAAAUGGGGACAAAGACAAUGGAACUGUAUGUGGUCAAAUGGAAGAUGGCAGUGCCACCAAUGGUGGCACUGCCUCCAGACAAGCGACUGACCCUGAAAGGAAAGCAUGCCAACAUCUUACAGCAGGUUUUAACAAACUGAAGGAUUCUUCAACGAAUAUAGAUUCAACUUACCCCAUUCUGUCGACCAACCCACUGUUGAGACAAACAGUGGGUUGUUUUCUUCUUAAAGAAUAUGCAAAACAACUGCAAAAAGACUCAACUUGUGUCAUCACUUCUGGUUUAGAGAAGGCAUUUAAGGAAUGGAAUGAAAAAAUUAAUAAAUCUAAUGAUCCAUGCCCGAACGGUAGCCCGUGCAUUGACUGUAAAUGGGAAGACAAUAUUGAUAAUUGCAAUGUGCCGGUUGACAAAACCGGCACAGAAACUGCAAAGAACAAAGUUGAUGCAUUGCUCAAGCAGAAGGAAAACGAAAUGAAAUCAACUAUGGACAAAAUAAACGAAACGAAGUCUUUAUGUGAUCAACUCAAAUGUGCCGCACCCAAAUGGUUCCAAAACGAAAUGAACGGUACUGGUGGUCCCAACAGUGGCAGUGGUGCCGCCAGCACUAGUAGUGGUACGAAGAAGACUUGGUGUGACUUUUGGGGGGAUGAUGGCGUCAGAACAACAUUGCAAACCAUGUUUGAGAAAAUCUCCUCAGAAGGACAGAACAAACCAACGUUAAUCACUAUUGACGGAAUAUGCCAAGGUUUCGGUGAUGGUAAUGAACGAAGUGUUGAAAGAAAAGCUUGUAAUCACAUCGUGGCGGGACUAAAAUACAUUGAUGGCAUUAAGCCCAAUGGUACUGGUGGUGAAGACAAGCAACUGCUCGAUAGAGCAGUUGCUUGCAUUGCUCUUAACCUUUAUGCUGAUCAAAUAAUUGCAAAAUCUAAUGAUAAAUGUCCCAUUGAUGAAAAAAUAGUACAAAAAAUGUUUAAUGAUUGGAAUGUAAUUAAGAGAGCUUCGUCUUCGUGUAAUGGUGUUAGUAAUAAAGACUGCUUUGAAUGUAAAAGGGUACCCACUUCAGACUUUAAGGAUUGCAAACUAAGUGUUGCAGAAACUUUGAUUAAAACAACAUCACCGCCAAAUGGAGAUUGCAAAACUAACGCAACUGAAGUGAAGACUAAAAUGGAAGGUCUCCUCCUCAAGGACGACGCCGUCAAAAUGGAACCAACAUUAAAGGAAAUAAAUAAAAUGGACUCUUUCUGUAGUAGAAUGCAAUGUGCAGCAAAACAAUACUACGCAAAAAAAAAUGGUGGACAAAGCACCGGAGUGAAAUGGAGUGAAAUAAAGGGUGUUGUUGAUGAUGAAUUAAAGAAUCUUCUACAGAAUAUUACGAAUGAUAAGAAUUGGGAACAAACGACGUUUGACCAAUACUGCAAGGAGAAUAUUGGUUCUUCUUGGUCAACCGACACCGAAGGAGAAAAAAAAGCUAAGCAAAAAGCUUGUAAGCUUUUUGCUUCAGGUUUAAAUCACAUUUCUGAUAUUAAAAACGACAGCAACAACAAAAUUGAUGAGGUACCACUUAAACAAACUAUGAUGUGCGCAGCACUUAAUCUUUAUGCUGAUCAAUUAACAAAAAAUGCAAAAGAUCAAUGUCCUCUAGAUAAUAAAAAAUUGAAUGACGCAAUACAACACGCUUUUGAUAAAAAUAAUGCCAUUAUGAAUGGAGGAUCUCAGUGCUCAACUGGUACUAAUGCUGCUAAUUCUUGUUUUGUUUGCAAAAGACAUGACAGUUUUCCCGAUUGCAAAAUUGGUCAUGACAAAAUAGGGGAUAAAAUGACCAAUCUCCUCCUCGAGCAAGACAACUCCAACACCGCAUCCAACAACAACCAGGAAAAAACACUAGAGAAAAUAAAUAAAAUAGAAACUUUCUGUACUCAAGUCCAAUGUGCAAUCAAACAAUACGGAAAAGAUAAAAAAAAAACAGACCCCAAUGGAACAGUGACUUGGAAUGCCUUGAGCGGUGAGAUCGCAAGGGAAUUAAAAGAACUUUUAGAAUAUAUGACGGAGGGACAGAGUCAACAGGAACUCCUAAAGUACUGCGACAACGACGCUAAUUGGAAGAAUUUAGGCCAUAAACAAAGCAAAACAAAUAAAGCAGCUUGUUUGCUUUUUGCUGCAGGACUGCAGCACAUUUAUACCCAUGGUAAUGGCCGUGUUAACGGCCCAUCGUUUGAACAAACGAUGGGUUGUUUAUUUCUUAAAGAAUAUGCAAAACAAUUGCAAACAAUGGCAAAUAAGAAGAAACAAGGAAAUAGUUGGGUACAUCCUAAAUGUGACAUAGAUAAGGGCAUAGAACAUGCUUUCAAUCAAAGUAAUGCCAUUAUGAGUGCAACAUCUCCAUGCAACAAGAAUGGUAGUACUAAUUCUUGUUUUGUGUGCAUACAAAACGAAGGUUAUGAAACUUGCAGAAUUGGCACUGACAGUGUAAAGGGCAAUGUGGAACCACUACUCCAAUCAGAACAAACCCAUAUGCAACAAACAUUAGAGAAUACAGUCUGUCCCAUCCUUAUUACGGAUCUCCUUACCCCUUUUCUUCCUUUGGCUCCUGUCUCCAUUGGUCUUUCUGCUAUGGCUUAUUACCUUUGGAAGUAUUUUGGUCCUCUUGGUAAAGGAGGACCACGCUUCCGAAGAUCUCCUGCUGAAAUACGCGGUCCAUCGGUGCAGGAACAACUCCUUGAUCAUGUGCAGCAAGAUAGUUCACAUGAAUAUCGAUUGGUGAAGGAACGAAAACCUCGUUCUGUUCCAACGAGAACGAAACGUUCUGGUCGCGUGAAUCGUCGCACGAUUAUUGAAAUUCAUUUUGAAGUGUUGGAUGAAUGUCAAAAAGGGGACUCACAAUUGGCUCAGAAUGAUUUUCUGGAACUUUUGGUUCAAGAGUUUAUGGGAAGCGAAUUAAUGGAAGAAGAACAGGUUUCUAAGGAAGAGGUUCUUAUGGAAGGGGUUCCUUUGGAACGAGUUCCUAUUGAACGUGUUCCAAUUUUAGGUUCCGUGUUUAUGGUUUAG
Plasmodium knowlesi strain H is the source of this 6723-nucleotide messenger RNA. Its product is annotated as SICAvar, type I. The transcript has 13 exons. Lineage: Eukaryota; Apicomplexa; Aconoidasida; Haemosporida; Plasmodiidae. Bases 1 to 6723 code for a protein of 2240 amino acids. The record is from RefSeq and is a predicted model, not a curated record.